AUAAUUUUUAUGAACUUUGGAGAUGAAAAAAAUUGAAAAUAUGGAAUUAAUUUAUCGACGUGAAUGUCUUCAGCUUUUAGAACAAAUUAACAUUCGAUUCCGCCAGUGGUGUUAUCAUGAAGGUCAGAAAACCAACAGCAGUCUGGAUACGAUCAACGAUAAAGAACCCACGCUAACCGGAAUGUUGAGUAUUUCAGCCCCAUCAAAAUUCGUGUUAACCCUACAGUCAGUGCCACCCUUUUUCCUGGAGAGUGUCCUUGCAUUUGUCCUCGUGAUUCUUCUGGCCAUUCCGCUUAUCGCACGUCUCCAAAUGCUUCUCGAAAAUCCGUUGAACUACUUGCCCCCAGUUCCCCGGAAGCUCCCGGUGACGUACACCCCUCGGACCACCCCAGCGCCGCCGCCAACGCCAGUAAUUAGCGUCAAUCUACAGCUCGAUACAAUACGCCCAAUCGCACCAUCACUCCCCACCCCCGAGCCGAUGAAUUUCGACAUGCAGCUGCUUCACCCCGCUCCAUUCGCCCCCUUGCAGCCGGAAAAGUCUCUCCACCUACAGAAAGCUCCCUCCGAAGUAUCGACCCAGAACUACGAGUUCUACCGGCACAACUUCAUCGAGUUAAGCCUGAAAAAGCAGUUCGGUGAAAGAGUUCCGGGCAAUGUUGUCCUCAACGCCCAUCACCUGAGCACUAUCGACUCGAAGAUCCUUCUAAAAGUGAAUCAAAAAUUCCAGAACGACUUGUUCGACUUUAUCGAAUACCCAGAUCCCCCGAACCCCUCGUUUCCCCGUCCCACAGAUCUCUUCCUCCCCAAGAAUACCUCCAAAAACUCCAUUAACCUGGACAAAUCGAUUGGAACGAACGAUCCGUCGUUGGAGAUGGACGAGGUCCCGGAGCUGAUCGACUUCAAGGAUCGGGGUCCGACUCCCACAUCCCCGAGAUCUCCCAGAAGACGACGACAAUUAGCUGACAGUGCUGACAACGUCCAGAAGAUCCUCACGCCCAAGCCACCCAAGAAGCCAUUGGAGUCAUCAUCGAGUCUACCGAGUCCAGCAUCACCUGUCAACCAGUCUAAUGAUUCCCCCAAGGCCCUGAGAACAAAGGAGCCGAGGCAGCUGGAGGUCAAACGUCGUAGUCCUCUGAAAACGUCGAGACAGAAGACCGAGGAUUUAUUUGUCAAGAGUCAGAGAGAGAGUGUCCAGGACAGGUCCUCGAUAACAUGUCCCUCGGUGGCUUCCAGCGAGGCCUUCAGUAUAAACAGUUCGUCCUCAAAACAACCAGAGAAAAUUGUCUCCAGACCAACGUCAUCAUGUGGCUCCACCAAGGCAUUCAAGAAUUUCCGGUCCAGAGUGAACUCCAGACCCAGAUCCAGGGGCUUCUUCGGCUGGGACAUACCGGACAGUUCGGAUACUGUUGAUAUUACUGAUGCUACUGCUCCUGGACUUCAUGACGAUAUUCAUCGUCAUGAAGUCCAUGGAGACAUCAGGAGCAUUGAAAAUUCCACCAGUUUGAAGGAAAAUUCACUGGAGAAUAAAGAAGGGGCUGACAAACUGAUGUCUGAGGCCUCUCUGCUACCUCCACCCCUUCUGGAUCCCCUGAAAGAUGUGACGGGUGAAAGGGAUCAGUCUUCCUCAGCUAUCCACGCUCGAAAUACUGAGGAGAAGAUGCACAAGUCGAGGCUGCCUGUCAGGCAGAGCGAGCAGACCGGAAAAGUUGUGAAAAAAAAAUCGAACGAUAAAAGUAGAAGGGAAUUGAGGAAAAAGGAAGAUGUUGCCCUACAAGUUUCUGCUUCUGUGAUCAAGUCUGGUAUUGAUGAUAAUUCGAGAAAUUCUUUUGGACAGAGAACUGCAGUUUUGGGUAAGGGGUAUGGGGGCGAGACUGGUGAGUGUAAUCAGGAGGUAUCGGGGGUGGGAACAAUGGGAGGAGAGGCUACAAAGGAAAUGGGGGAGGGAGAGUCGAUGAAACUGAGGGAAAUAAAUACAUCCAAUCAAGAGGAUCAAGUGAAAUUGUUGGGGGGUGAGGGGGAGGGGGAGGAGAGGAGUGGGAAUGUGAAAAGGGAGAAAUUAAUAUCCGGUAUUGAAGGAGAGGGGAGUUAA
This is a messenger RNA of Diachasmimorpha longicaudata, 2089 nucleotides long. RefSeq lists its product as uncharacterized. Lineage: Eukaryota; Metazoa; Arthropoda; Insecta; Hymenoptera; Braconidae. The transcript has 3 exons. Bases 23 to 2089 code for a protein of 688 amino acids. The record is from RefSeq and is a predicted model, not a curated record.